AUGAACUUUGAGGACUAUGAAACCCUUCCGACCCAGAGCUCCAUCACACACAUGACCGCCGGAGCGAUCGCGGGGGUGAUGGAGCAUUGCGUAAUGUACCCUCUGGACUCCGUGAAGACGCGGAUGCAGUCGCUGCGGUCGGCGCACAACGGUAGCAUCGCGGAGACCUUCCGCUACAUGGUGCAGCGCGAGGGACUCCUCAGGCCUAUCCGCGGCAUGUCGGCGGUGGUGAUGGGCGCGGGCCCGGCGCACGCCUGCUUCUUCGCCACCUACGAGCAGUGCAAACACACGCUCUCACAUCUCACCAGGCAUCGGCACGACCACAUCACACACGGUUUGUCAGGCUGCAUAGCGUCGCUGGUCCACGACGCCGUUUCAAAUCCCGCUGAAGUAGUGAAGCAGCGGCUACAGAUGCUGAACUCGCCGUACCGCGGCGUGUGGGAGUGCGCGCGGCACGUGUACCGCGCGGAGGGCUUGCGCGCCUUCUACCGCUCGUACGGCACACAGGUCGCCAUGAACGUGCCCUUCCAGGCGCUGCACUUCGUGACGUACGAGUGGUGCCAGUCGCGGCUGAACCCGCGGCGCACGUACGAGCCGCGCGCACACCUGGCGUCAGGCGCGCUGGCGGGCGCUCUGGCCGCCGCCGUCACCACGCCGCUGGACGUGUGCAAGACCGUGCUCAACACGCAGGAGGCGGCCGGCGCCGAGGGGCUGGCGGCGGCCGCGGCGCUGGUGCUGCGCGCCGGCGGCCCGCUCGCCUUCUUCCGCGGCGUGCACGCGCGCGUGCUCUACCAGAUGCCCGCCGCCGCCAUCUGCUGGCUCACCUACGAGACGCUCAAGCACGCCAUUACCACGUUCGGCUUGAACAACGAGGACAGCAGUAGCAGUUCGAACUCGAGCUCGAGCCCCGGUGCGUCGAGCUCGAGCACGGCGGGCGGGCCGCUGGCCUGCGCCGCGCUGCGCCUUGCCGCCGCCGACGUGCCCUCCUCGCUCACGCGCUCA
Molecule: messenger RNA, 1002 nt
Organism: Brenthis ino (lesser marbled fritillary)
Lineage: Eukaryota; Metazoa; Arthropoda; Insecta; Lepidoptera; Nymphalidae
Source: the annotation of a GenBank genome assembly